GGGGCCCAGUCGUCACAGUCAAUAUUCAGCAGUCCAAGCAAACGGACGUACAAUCCAAGAGAAAGAACUCAGAGAACUCUAAGCAGAAAGUGGAAUAAUAUUAGAGGCGAUAGCAGAAGAUUAGCGCUAACUUCCGUACUUAAAUAACGUUCCUCGCCCCAAAAGCCCAAAAAACCCUAAAGAUGUCCGCUCGCCGCGUCACCCUCAACACACGCGUCUCGCGCGCCUCCACCUCCACGCCGGUGGGUGGAGCAUCCACCUCCUCGCGCUUGGGGGCCACAAGCCCCACUUCGCCCACGCGCACCACUCGCAUCCAGGAGAAGGAGGAGCUGCAGCACCUGAACGAUCGCCUGGCCUGCUACAUCGAUCGCAUGCGCAACCUGGAGAAUGAGAACAGUCGCCUCACACAGGAGCUGCAUCUCUCGCAGGACACCGUCAACAGGGAGACCUCCAAUCUGAAGGCCGUCUACGAGAAGGAGCUGGCCGCCGCCCGCAAGCUGCUCGAUGAAACGGCCAAGGAGAAGGCCAAACUGGAGAUCGAUAUCAAGCGCUUGUGGGAGGAGAACGACGACUUGAAGCCCAGACUCGAGAAGAAGACGAAGGAGGCCAAUGUGGCGGAGAACAAUGCCCGCCUGUACGAAUCUCGCUACAACGAAGUGAACGGCAAAUACAACCAGGCCCUGGCCGAUCGCAAGAAGUUCGAGGAUCAGGCGAAGGAGCUUGCUCUCGAGAAUGAACGCCUGCGUCGCCAGUUGGACGAUCUGCGCAAGCAGCUGGAGGCCGAGACGCUCGCCAGGGUCGACCUGGAGAACCAGAACCAGAGCCUGCGCGAGGAGCUGGCCUUCAAGGAUCAGGUGCACUCGCAGGAGCUGACCGAGACGCGGUCACGUCGCCAGAUCGAGAUCAGCGAGAUCGACGGCCGUCUGUCGCGCCAGUACGAGGCUAAGCUGCAGCAAUCCCUCCAGGAGCUGCGCGACCAGUACGAGGGCCAGAUGCGCGUCAAUCGCGAGGAGAUCGAACAGCUGUACGACAACGAGAUCCAGAACCUGAAGGCCGCCGUCUCCAGGGCUGCCCAGGGAUCGGCCCAUGCCACCGAGGAGGUUCGUCUGAUGCGCACCAAGAUCGACGGCCUCAAUGGCAAGCUGCAGGACCUGGAGACCACCAAUGCUGGUCUCAAUGCUCGCAUCAGGGAGCUGGAGAACCUCCUGGACACGGAGAGGCAGCGCCACAACCAGUACAUCGCCUCGCUGGAGGCCGAGCUGCAGCGCAUGCGCGACGAGAUGGCCCACCAGCUGCAGGAGUACCAGGAUCUGAUGGACAUCAAGGUGUCCCUGGACCUGGAGAUCGCCGCCUACGACAAGUUGCUGUGCGGCGAGGAGCGUCGCCUGAACAUCGAGUCCCCCGGCCGCACCGGCACCGACUCGGGCAUCUCCAGCAGCAAUGGCACCCAUCUGAGUGCCAGCGGUGGCUCGCGAUCGGGACGCGUCACACCCAGCGGCCGUCGCUCGGCCACGCCUGGCAUCUCCGGCUCGAGUGCCGUCAAGCGGCGCCGCACGGUGAUCGACGAGAGCGAGGACCGGACACUGUCCGAGUACUCGGUCAAUGCCGCCGCCAAGGGUGACCUGGAGAUCAUCGAGGCCGAUGUCGAGGGACGGUUCAUCAAGCUGCACAACAAGGGCACCGAGGAGAUCAAUCUCACCGGCUGGCAGCUGACCCGCAUCGCCGGGGACGAGGAGCUGGCCUUCAAGUUCUCGCGCGGCUCGAAGGUGCUGGGUGGGGCCAGUGUCACCAUUUGGUCGGUGGAUGCCGGCACCGCCCACGAUCCCCCCAACAAUCUGGUGAUGAAGAAGAAGUGGCCGGUGGCCACCUCGAUGCGCUCCGUCCUGGCCAACGCCGACAAAGAGGAUGUUGCCAGCUACGACCGUGUCCGUGCUAACGUUUCCAGCCACGUCUCGCGGCACCGCAGCAGUGGGACGCCGAGCACAGGGUUUACCCUCGGUUCCGGAGCUGGCUCCACUGGCGUAAGAAGUCUCUUCUCCCUGCUCUUCUAAAAAGAAAACAAAAAUGGAACUCGAAUCGGAUUGGAUCUGUCCACAGCUGCAGCUCCAACUCAAACCCCACACUCACCGCAGAGACUCACAGACUUCGGAGACCACCCCAAACAACAACAACAAAAACAACAGAAGCAGAAGCAGAAGCAGAGACGGAGAAGAGAAGCAUCCCCCACCACAUUGCCACCACCACAUUCAUCCACACACACAGAUCUAAAAGAGAGAUCUGACAAUGGAAUAGAAAGAAAACUGCUUGACAUGCAUAUCAGAAAUGUACAACAACAAAAAUUAAACUUGGCCUGGCCUGGCCCCCACUG
Drosophila obscura is the source of this 2368-nucleotide messenger RNA. RefSeq names its product lamin-C. The coding region runs from base 183 to 2051 and encodes 622 amino acids. NCBI's taxonomy places the organism in Eukaryota, Metazoa, Arthropoda, Insecta, Diptera, Drosophilidae. The transcript is spliced from 4 exons. The record is from RefSeq and is a predicted model, not a curated record.